CCCACAAUGCCCUUGUCGGGGCCGGAGAUGGAUGCUGCCUGCUGCACCUCGUGAGCUUCUGUUGAGCUGACGCUUGUUGUUGCCGCCGCAGCUCGUGCUGCCAUUUCCAGACCGUCACCUUGCACUAGCGGUUCGCGAUCACCAGCGCGUGCUCGACCGUGCGGCGAACACAGAUCCCCGCCGCUUUGGGUCCCUUCAACAACCACGACCAUAAAAAGGACGGACACUGUCAUCCAGCGAUACCCACCGUAGACCGUCUCUGUCUCCCGGAGUAGCCGGGGAGAGGGGGUCCAGUGCCAGCCGCAGCAUGAGCAUGGACCCCCUGGCCAAGCCCUGCCCGUCCCAGGCGGAGCACACCCCCGGGACCUUCAGCGGCCGGCUGACAGCGCUGGAAGCGGCUGGGGAGGACAGCGAGUCUGGCUGCGGCGAAGAGGCCAUGGGGGGCAGCGAUACGUUCAGUAGCCUCGUCGAGAUGGAGGUGGAGACGCUGGAGCAGAAAUUAAAGGGUCUGGCUUUUAGGAAACAGACUUCGUAUAGGAAAGCCAUCUCGCGGUCGGGUCUCCAGCACUUGGCCCCGGUGCACAAACCCAUGCCCCCCAUCACUAACGGACCUUCCAAGGAGAUACGCACGUCCGUCGACUGGACAGAGACUGCUGUGAACGGGGACCACCUGUGGCUGGAGACCAGUUGUUCUGGAGAGCUGUGCUAUCUGGGAGAAGACACCUGUGUACUGAAGACUGCAAAGUCUGCCCCCAGGAGGAAGUGUGCAGCGUGUAAGAUCGUAGUCCACACAUCCUGCAUCGAGCAGCUCGACAAGAUUAACUUCCGCUGUAAGCCAACGUUUAGAGAAGGAGGCUCUCGCUGCCUCAGAGAUAAUAUGUUGAGGCAUCACUGGGUGCACCGGCGCCGCCAAGAGGGGAAAUGCAGACAGUGUGGGAAGAGCUUCCAGCAGAAGUUCUUCCAUAGUAAAGAGAUUGUUGCCAUCAGCUGCUCCUGGUGCAAACAAGCUUUCCAUAACAAGGUGACAUGUUUCCAGCUACAUCAGAUUGAGGAGCCCUGUUCUCUUGGGGCCCACGCCGGGGUCAUUGUCCCCCCCUCCUGGAUCAUCAAAGUCAGGAAGCCACAGAACUCGUUCAAAAACUCUACAAGGAGGAAAAAACGCACAUCGUUUAAAAGAAGGACCAGUAAGAAAGGAACUGACGAAUCAAAGUGGCGUCCGUUCAUGCUGAAGCCCCUUGCUUCCCCUCUGAUGAAACCUGUUCUAGUCUUUGUCAACCCCAAGAGCGGAGGCAACCAGGGUACUAAAGUGUUACAGAUGUUUAUGUGGAUCCUGAACCCUCGCCAGGUGUUUGAUCUCUCCCAGGGAGGACUCAGAGAGGCGUUGGAGUUGUACAGGAAAGUGCCAAACCUGCGUAUCCUGGCCUGUGGAGGAGACGGGACGGUGGGGUGGAUCCUGUCUGCUCUGGAUGAGUUAGGAAUGACCCCACAUCCGCCUGUAGCUGUACUUCCUCUGGGGACAGGAAAUGACCUCGCCAGGACCCUCAACUGGGGAGGGGGUUAUACAGACGAGCCGGUGUCCAAGGUACUGUGUCAGGUGGAGGACGGCUCUGUAGUGCAGCUAGACAGAUGGAACCUUCAGGUGGAGAGAAGCCCCGCCCAGCCGGAGGAGGGCACACAGAAGCUCCCACUGAAUGUGUUCAACAACUACUUCAGCCUGGGCUUCGAUGCCCACGUUACACUGGAGUUCCACGAAUCCAGAGAAGCCAACCCUGAGAAAUUCAACAGCCGCUUCCGCAACAAGAUGUUCUAUGCAGGGGCUGCAUUCUCUGACUUCCUCCAGAGGAGCUCCAGGGAUUUGUCUAAACACGUCAGAGUGGUGUGUGACGGGACAGAUCUCACUCCUAAGAUCCAGGAACAGAAGUUCCAGUGCAUCGUCUUCUUAAACAUUCCCAGGUACUGUGCAGGCACCAUGCCGUGGGGGAACACAGGAGACCACCGGGACUUUGAGCCUCAGCGCCAUGACGACGGCUGUAUCGAAGUCAUCGGCUUCACCAUGUCCUCCCUUGCGGCACUGCAGGUAGGAGGUCAUGGUGAGAGGCUGCACCAGUGUAGAGAGGUGACUCUGACCACCUUUAAGACCAUCGCUGUACAGGUGGAUGGAGAGCCGUGUCGCUUGGCCCCCUCAACCCUCCUGAUCUCCCUACGCAACCAGGCCAACAUGGUACAGAAGAACAAGAGACGCACCUCAGUACCCCUGCUCAAUGAUAUUCAGAAAGUGUGUGCAGCAGACCUGCGCCGCCUUUCUGCUCCCCCUGACUCCUUCUCUGUCCCCCAUGCUGUCCCCGAGCGCCUGCGCCUCAGAGUCAACCGUAUCAGUCUGCAGGACUACGACAGACUACAGUUCGACAAGGAACGACUCCGAGACAUCUCGAUCGCUGUGGGGAUUGUGGUGGUGAGAGGGGACUGUGACCUGGAGACCUGUAGACUCUACAUAGACAGGCUACAGGAGGAUCUUCAUCAGGCUCCAUCUGCUGGCCACCAAGUGCAUUACCAGGAUGAGUGUCGAGGUCUACCGCGACCAGGCUCCGCCCACAGACUGUCCCCUAACUGGAGCUUCCUGGACUCUACGUCUGCGGACCGUUUCUACCGUAUAGACAAGGCCCAGGAGCACCUGCACUAUGUGACAGAAAUCUGCCAGGAAGAGGUGUUUAUCCUGGACCACGAUGGACUAGCGGGGGGACAUGCCACAGGAAUGCCUGACCUGGUGGUGGAGCCCAACUCUGGGAGCCCUCUGACAUCUGAGGAACAAGAACUGUUGACGGCUGCCUGCUCUGGGGACCUGACUACGUUGUCGGGCAGCUUCUUUCGUGGGACCAGCCUUCUGGUGAGGGAUUCUAGGGGUUGUAGUGCACUACACCUGGCCUCCCAGCACGGACACACUGAAGUGGUCUGCUUCAUACUGGAGCACGGGUCAAAGGUGCUCCUGGAUUUAACUGACAGAGAAACAGGAGACACUGCCUUGCACAAAGCAGCCUCUCAGAAGCAUCACGCUGUGUGUCGUCUUCUCAUGGACUCCGGAGCUUCCCUCAUCAAGACCAAUUUGAAGGGUAAGACGCCAGUGGAGCAAGCUCGUAACGCGGGGGACCAAGAGCUGGCCUCCUACCUGACCAGCAAACAGCACCCUACCACUGUCUCUCACGAAGAUCUGGAGACUGCUGUAUGAGAGAGAGAGAGAGAGAGAGAGAGAGAGAGAGAGAGAGAGAGAGAGAGAGAGA
Messenger RNA from Coregonus clupeaformis (lake whitefish), 3275 nucleotides. Its product is annotated as diacylglycerol kinase iota. Lineage: Eukaryota; Metazoa; Chordata; Actinopteri; Salmoniformes; Salmonidae. The coding region runs from base 308 to 3223 and encodes 971 amino acids. Gene Ontology annotation, molecular function: ATP-dependent diacylglycerol kinase activity; protein binding. Gene Ontology annotation, cellular component: nucleus. The transcript has 33 exons. The record is from RefSeq and is a predicted model, not a curated record. Gene Ontology annotation, biological process: intracellular signal transduction; regulation of synaptic transmission, glutamatergic; diacylglycerol metabolic process.